AUGCCCAUCCAGCCUGGCUCCGGAAUUUGGGACGACGACGAGUAUUUUGAGUCUUCUCCCCCGACUGUACUUCCCGUCGCUCCCGUGUAUCAACAGCGUCAGAUCAGAACUCUUGAGUAUAUUUCCCGCAUGGCUCGGGAUAUGGAUGCUCGGGAUCGGAUUCCUGCUUUGCAGGAUAAUGGUCAUGCCAAUGCCGAUGCCGAUGACAAAGAUCAUCAUAGUCAUCACAACACUGAUGCCGACACUUAUGCCAACAGUGACGCCAACACUGAUAUCAACUGUGACGCCAACGAUGAAUACAGUCCAUACCAGAUUAUUCAAACCUACCUCUCAUCCCUGACACCACCCUACAAGGAGAUCUUUCAAACCCUCCAAAGCAAAGAGUGGCCACUGAAGGCGAUCUACACCCUCCUAACCGUCCUCGAACAAAGCCACAUUCACCUGCUCUUCACACUGCGACACAAAGGACGUACCGAGAGUGAGAUCAAAGAGAUCGAAAAGUUAUGUCGGGCUCAUGUUACUGGGUUUGAGGACUUGGCGAUGCCGGAUGAGGCUCUUGGGGUUGAGGAUAUGAGCUUAGAAAUGAUCUGUGGACCCUGGCUUGUUAUCUCCCAACUAUCUAGAGAAGCGAGGCUGGAUGCCAAACAAACGCGCCAUCGAUAG
This is a messenger RNA of Penicillium canescens, 663 nucleotides long. RefSeq lists its product as uncharacterized. NCBI's taxonomy places the organism in Eukaryota, Fungi, Ascomycota, Eurotiomycetes, Eurotiales, Aspergillaceae. The record is from RefSeq and is a predicted model, not a curated record. The transcript has a single exon. Bases 1 to 663 code for a protein of 220 amino acids.